AUGCGGCCGCCGGUCAUGGAGCUAGAAAAGGAAGCGGAGCCCGAUCUACCUUCCACCUUUACUGUAACAAAACUGUUGACGAAUAUUUCAACAGAAAAUCUAGAGAAUGCAAUUCCAGCGAUAGAGAAAAAGCCAUUGGCUGGAUUCAUAGCCACCAUGACACCUGAUAAGAGGCAGCUUGUAGAAAUUUUGUACCAGGACAUCAUAAGACCAUCGGGAGUGCGCUGGGAUGACGUCAGAGGCUUAGAGGCAGCCAAGAGUAUACUCAUGGAAUCGGUUGUGUAUCCAGUAAGACAUCCAGAAUUGUUCACGGGUCUACUGGAACCGUGGCGCGGUGUACUCCUCCACGGGCCGCCGGGUACUGGCAAGACGAUGCUGGCGCGAGCGGUCGCCAGCGAGAGCCGCUGCACCUUCUUCAACGUGCCCUGCAGCACCCUCAUCAACAAGUGGAGAGGCGAGUCGGAGAAGAUUGUAAAGGUUCUUUUCGAAAUGGCCUUCUACUACUCCCCAUCGAUAAUCUUUAUAGACGAAGUGGAGACCAUAGCAUCGGAGCGAUCUUCGGUUGGAGAGCACGAAGCUUCCAGAAGGCUGAAGUCACAACUCCUGACAGAGCUGGAUGGAGUACGAGAGAGAGAAGGACUGGUGUUUUUACUUGCUAACUCCAAUAUGCCUUGGGAAAUCGACACAGCUAUGUUAAGAAGACUAGAGAAAAGGAUCUAUAUACCACUACCAGACUUGAAAGCGCGCGCGCAACUAUUCGAAACCUACUUGAACGUUCGUACUAUAGAAUUAUAUCCGAAGGUCGAUUUCGAACUAUUAGCAGCUAAAACCGAAGGAUACUCCGGCAGUGACGUGAAACUAGCGUGUAAAGAAACACUGAUGAUGAACGUGAGGAAGAUGCUGCCCAACAUGCUCAACAGGAGUCAGUCCGGUCGCAAAGACCGCCUGGACUUGUCGGACAUAAUGGCAGCUAUAGAGAGGACCAAGCCCGUGUCUAAAAACCUGGCCAAGAAGCACGUCGACUGGCAGGAGGAAAUGGGAUGCUCUUGA
Parnassius apollo (apollo) is the source of this 1050-nucleotide messenger RNA. NCBI's taxonomy places the organism in Eukaryota, Metazoa, Arthropoda, Insecta, Lepidoptera, Papilionidae. The record is from the annotation of a GenBank genome assembly.